Molecule: messenger RNA, 1810 nt
Organism: Westerdykella ornata
Lineage: Eukaryota; Fungi; Ascomycota; Dothideomycetes; Pleosporales; Sporormiaceae
Product: Zn-dependent exopeptidase
Exons: 1
Coding region: 81-1625 (514 amino acids)
Biological process (GO): proteolysis
Molecular function (GO): metalloexopeptidase activity; aminopeptidase activity
Source: RefSeq, a predicted model, not a curated record
GGCUCGUAUGCCCACCGUGAUCCGUCUUUUCCUUUCCUUUCCUUCUCACCCCGCUUGGCUUGGUUUCUUUCUCGUCAAUCAUGAAGUCCGCGUCAAUUCUGGCCGUCACGGCGCUCGCCGCCUCAACUUCUGCCGCAGGUGGCCCUGGGGACGGAUACGGCCAUGGCCCGGGAAAGGGAAAGCCAUUGGUGUCGUCGGCCCAGCUCCAGAAGCUCAUCACUCUGAAGGAUUUGCUUGCUGGUUCGCAGAAGCUGCAGGACUUCGCUAAUGCCAACGGUGGCAACCGCGCUUUCGGAGGAGGAGGACACAAUGCUACCGUGGAUUAUCUCUACAAUGAGCUCAAGAAGACCGGCUACUACAAUGUCUACAAGCAGCCAUUCGUCGAGCUCUUCACUGCCGCUACUGUCGAAUCCUCGGCCAACGGGGAGCCCUUUACUGGCGAGUACAUGACCUAUGGUCCAUCUGGCAACGUCACGGCACCAUUUGUCCUUGUCAACAACAUCGGUUGCAAUGCAUCGGAUUACCCUGCUGCAGUUGCUGGCAAUGUUGCCCUCAUCAAGCGUGGAGAGUGUACCUUCCAACAGAAGGCCCUGAACGCAAAGGCAGCUGGUGCCGCGGGAGCCGUCAUCUACAACAACAUCAAUGGUACCCUUUCCGGCACCCUUGGUGGAACUGGAGACUAUGCUCCUACCAUUGGUGUCAGCGGCGAGAUCGGCCAGUCCCUUCUUGCAAAGGUUCAGGCCGGUGAGACCGUUGCCAAGAUCGUCGUCAACGCCAUUCAGGAGAACCGAACCAACUACAACGUCAUCGCUGAGACGAAGGAGGGCGACCACAACAAUGUCCUUAUGAUUGGAGGUCACACCGACUCGGUCUUUGCCGGCCCCGGUAUCAACGACGACGGGUCCGGAUCUAUCGGCACCCUCGUAGUCGCCAAAGCCCUGACCAAAUUCAAAGUCAAGAACGCCGUCCGUCUCGGCUUCUGGGGUGCCGAGGAGUUCGGCAAGCUGGGCUCCAACUACUACCUCAAGUCGAUCAACGGCACCAUCAGCGGCAGCCCCAAGGAAGCCGCCAAGAUCCGCGCCUACCUCAACUUCGACAUGAUCGCCUCGCCCAACUACGUCCUGGGCAUCUACGACGGCGACGGCAGCGCCUUCAACUUCACGGGGCCCCUCGGCUCCAACACCAUCGAGAAGGACUUCCAGGACUUCUUCACCUCCAAGGGCAAACCCUACGUCCCCUCCAUCUUCAGCGGCCGCUCCGACUACGCCGCGUUCCUGGAAAACGGCAUCCCCUCGGGCGGCCUCUUCACGGGCGCCGAGGAAAUCAAGACCGAGGAGGAGGCGCAGCUGUUCGGCGGCAAGGCCGGCGAACCGCUCGACCACUGCUACCACAAGAAGUGCGACGACAUCAACAAUCUCUCGCACGAGGCGUAUCUGCUUAAUGCGCAGAGCAUCGCCAAUUCGGUGGCCAAGUACGCAGUUGAUUUCAAGGGGAUCCCCAAGCCGAAUCUGGCGGUGAGGAAGCGGGAUGCGGAGAUUCAUCGAUAUCAGACGAGGAAUGGGGAUGGGGCGCAUGUGCAUGGGACGCAUGCGGCGCCUUGUGGGCAGGGGCAUAAUGCUAUUUAGACUAUAUGGUAGCACAGGUGACGGGCGAUGAUGCGAUGAUGUGAUGAGGUGUAGAUUCUAGUUACCAAUUGUAAUCUGUUCAAAUGCCUAGGGUUCUUCAGGCUUAUGGUGUUUUGUAUGUUUGUGUGAGGAGGUGGUAGUGGAUUUGCAUGUGGAUUGGAAAUAAGCAAUCACUCAUGUCUGGC